This is a messenger RNA of Diceros bicornis minor, 1808 nucleotides long. RefSeq names its product keratin 71 (gene KRT71). The transcript is spliced from 9 exons. Gene Ontology annotation, cellular component: keratin filament. The record is from RefSeq and is a predicted model, not a curated record. The coding region runs from base 1 to 1578 and encodes 525 amino acids. Gene Ontology annotation, molecular function: structural constituent of skin epidermis. Gene Ontology annotation, biological process: keratinization; intermediate filament organization. Lineage: Eukaryota; Metazoa; Chordata; Mammalia; Perissodactyla; Rhinocerotidae.
AUGAGCCGCCAAUUCACCUGCAAGCCAGGCACUGCCACCAAGGGCGGCUUCAGCGGCUGCUCAGCGGUGCUCUCGGGGGGCAGCUCCUCCUCCUACAGGGCAGGGGGCAAAGGGCUCGUCGGGGGCUUUGGAAGCAGGAGCCUCUACAACCUGGGCAGUGUCCGGAGCAUCUCCCUCAACGCGGCCAGUGGCAGUGGGAGGAGUGGAGGUUACGGAUUUGGCCGCGGCCGUGCUAGUGGCUUUGCUGGCAGCAUGUUUGGCAGUGUGGCCCUGGGCCCCGUGUGCCUGACUGUGUGCCCGCCUGGCGGCAUCCAUCAGGUCACCGUCAACGAGAGCCUCCUGGCCCCCCUCAACGUGGAGCUGGACCCCAAGAUCCAGAAAGUGCGAGCCCAAGAGAGGGAGCAGAUCAAGGCUCUGAACAACAAGUUCGCCUCCUUCAUCGACAAGGUGCGGUUCCUGGAGCAGCAGAACCAGGUGCUGGAGACCAAGUGGGAGCUGCUGCAGCAGCUGGACCUGAACAACUGCAGGAACAACCUGGAGCCCAUCCUCGAGGGCUACAUCAGCAACCUGCGGAAGCAGCUGGACACGCUGUCCGGGGACAGGGUGAGGCUGGACUCGGAGCUGAGGAGCGUGCGGGACGUGGUGGAGGACUACAAGAAGAGGUAUGAGGAAGAAAUCAACAGGCGGACGGCUGCGGAGAACGAGUUUGUGCUGCUCAAGAAGGACGUGGACGCAGCUUAUGCGAAUAAAGUGGAGCUGCAGGCCAAGGUGGACUCCAUGGACCAGGAGAUCAAGUUCUUCAGGUGUCUCUUUGAAGCUGAGAUCGCUCAGAUCCAGUCCCACAUCAGCGACACGUCUGUCAUCCUGUCCAUGGACAACAACCGGGACCUGAAUCUGGACAGCAUCAUCGAUGAGGUCCGCGCCCAGUACGAGGAGAUUGCCCAGAGGAGCAAGGCUGAGGCUGAGGCGCUGUACCAGACCAAGUUCCACGAGCUGCAGCUGGCAGCCGGCCGGCACGGGGACGACCUCAAAAACACCAAGAACGAGAUCUCGGAGCUGACCCGGCUCAUCCAGAGGAUCCGCUCAGAGAUCGAGAAUGUGAAGAAGCAGGCUUCCAACCUGGAGACGGCCAUCGCCGAUGCCGAGCAGCGGGGGGACAACGCCCUGAAGGAUGCCCGGGCCAAGCUGGACGAGUUGGAGGCCGCCCUGUACCAGGCCAAGGAGGAGCUGGCCCGCAUGCUGCGAGAGUACCAGGAGCUCAUGAGCCUGAAGCUGGCCCUGGACGUGGAGAUCGCCACCUACCGCAAGCUGCUGGAGGGCGAGGAGAGCCGGAUGUCAGGAGAAUUUCCCUCCCCUGUCAGCAUCUCCAUCAUCAGCAGCACCAGCGGCAGCGGCGGCCACGGCUUCCGGCCCAGCUCGGUCAGCGGCGGCUACGUGGCCGCCAGCAGCAGUUGCAACUCCGGAGUGUGCAGCGUCCGCGGCGGGGAAAGCCGGGGCCGGGGCAGCACCGGCGACUACAAGGACACCCUGGGGAUGGGGUCCAGCCUGAGUGCCCCCUCCAAGAAGGCCAGUCGGUAGAGAGGGCUGCCCUGUCUCCCGCCACCCCCGUGUCCCCAGCUCUGGCUCCACAUGCGCCCUCCCCUCCCACUGUCAGCCUCAUCUCUGUCCUGCUGGCCCUGCUCUUGUACCUCAGGUGCUGGUCUGGGCUACUCACUUCUCCUGGCCUGUGUCUUCCUGAGCCUGGACAGGCGUGGAUGACUGAGCUUGGUGAAAUUCCUCCCUGCGCAUGCCUGGUGUUCACCUCCUUG